This is a messenger RNA of Staurois parvus, 363 nucleotides long. NCBI's taxonomy places the organism in Eukaryota, Metazoa, Chordata, Amphibia, Anura, Ranidae. The record is from the annotation of a GenBank genome assembly.
AUUAACAGUGAAACUACCUUAACCAUUAACAGCAGCAUUAAAACAACUGUCAACAGUGGAUCUACUACAUCUAUUAACAGAACAUCGAGCACAACAGUUAUCAGUGUACCUACAACAUCUCUCACUAGUGACUCAGGUACUCCUCCCAAAAUGACUUUUUCCACAAGUCUGCAUACAGAUACAACUUUUUUUGAAGUCAACAGUUCAUCCGGCACUACAAUAUCAGUUGAUAUAGCCAAGGCUUUGACAUACAUGGAAGAUCUAUUAGCCGGGGAAGUAAAUGCUACGGUUGCGAAAGAAAUGUUUGGAAUUUUGAACUCCAUUUUAAGCACAUCUCAGAAUCUUUCUGCAAGUGACUCCAUG